This is a messenger RNA of Botrytis porri, 753 nucleotides long. RefSeq lists its product as uncharacterized. The coding region runs from base 1 to 753 and encodes 250 amino acids. The transcript has 5 exons. NCBI's taxonomy places the organism in Eukaryota, Fungi, Ascomycota, Leotiomycetes, Helotiales, Sclerotiniaceae. The record is from RefSeq and is a predicted model, not a curated record.
AUGCAUUUGAAAAUUUUCUCAAAUCUUCUGGUUUUUGUGGCGACGGUUGCUGCGCAUGGAUAUGUGGAUAAUGUGACGAUUAAUGGGAUUCUUUAUACUGGAUAUCAACCCUAUUCAGAUCCCUACUAUGCUACACCACCCCCACGUAUCAUUCGUCCAGUGCAGGGCAAUGGUCCUAUCACUGAUCUUACGCUUAUUGAUCUUCAAUGUGGUGGUUAUACCGAAGGGGGUGUUGUUGGUUCUACACCUGCAAAGUUGACUGCGGGUCCGGUUGCGGCUGGGAGCACGAUUAGUUUGAGAUGGACGUUGUGGCCGGAUAGUCAUUCCGGUCCAGUAAUAACUUAUAUGGCGAAAUGUCCCGCUGCAGGAUGUAGUAACUAUUUACCCGGCACUGACGCCGUCUGGUUCAAAAUCCAAGCCACCGGCCGCAUCGGCAAUACCACCGUCUGGGGUGACACCCCCCUCAAAACCGCCGGAAACUCCUAUUCCUACACCAUCCCCUCCUGUCUCUCCGCCGGCUCCUACAUUGUCCGUCAUGAGAUCCUCGCGUUGCAUGCGGCAUGGACUUACCCGGGUGUGCAAUUCUAUCCAAGUUGUCAUCAGAUACAGCUUACGGGGAGUGGAACUAGUACGGGUCCCAGUAGUAAGGUGGCCAUUCCGGGGGUUUAUAAGGCGACGGAUCCAGGGAUUGUUUAUGAUAUGUAUGCGGUUCAGACGUAUAAGAUUCCGGGACCGGCGGCUUUUACGUGUUAG